UCUCGAGUGGGCGGGAGGAAACACCACCGAGUUGAAAGCUCUUUCCGCUUCCCCACACUUCCUAGAGCUGCCGCGGAAGUGCUCCCAGUGUCAGCCAAGCGAGCAGAUCUUGCUUCCGGCCUUUGUGGGUCGCUUCUGGUCUGCCCAGGAAGAAAUUUUCCAGGAGAAAUCUUGCUGGAAACACUGAUAAAGCUUUUGCACAUCUAUGAUGGCAGCUUUUUGGGCUAUCCAAAAGCACAAGGACCAGGAUGCACUUUUGGAAGUAAAGACAGAGGAAGAUGAGAAAAAGAAGGAGGAAUUUAAAUAUACUACCAGACAGGAUCAGAACCUGCAGAAGAAUAACUCCCAUAGUGGAGAGGUCUUCCGACUGUACUUCAGGCAGUUCUGUUACCAAGAAACAUCUGGACCCCGUGAGGCUUUGAGCCGACUCCGGGAACUUUGCCAUCAGUGGCUGAGGCCAGAGACCCACACCAAAGAACAGAUCCUGGAACUGCUAGUGCUGGAGCAGUUCCUGACCAUACUGCCUGAGGAGCUCCAGGCCUGGGUGCAGGAGCAACAUCCAGAGAGUGGGGAGGAGGCAGUGACAGUGCUGGAGGAUUUAGAGAGAGAGUUGGAUGAGCCAGGAUAUCAGGUCUCAGCCCACACUGAGGAUCAGGAAAUGUUUUUGCAGGAGACAACUCUAGGAACAGAACAAGAAUCCAGUAUGGCCCUCCAGUCUAUGACAGCUGAGCUAAAGUGUGAAUCUCCAGAACUUGAAGCCCUGCAGGACCAAGUUUCAGAUAUUGAGACUGGAAACGAGUACAGGAAUUUAAUAUUAAAGCAAGCAGUUUCUGAAGAAAUGGAACCAUGUGGGAAUAUAUCUAACAGAUUUGAAAAUGAGAUGACCCAGGAUGCUAAAUGUGGAGAAACCCAUGAACUUGAAGCAAAAACAGAAGAGCCUUCUGGAUAUCCCAGGGAAGAUAAACAACCUACAUGUGAUGAAAAUGGAGUAAAUUUGACUGAGAACUUAGACCUUACUGAACAUCAGAGAAUCUGUCCAGGAGAAAAACCUUAUGAAUGUGAUGACUGUGGAAAAGCCUUCAGUCAGCACUCAUGCCUCAUAGAACAUCAGAGGAUUCAUACUGGAGACAGGCCCUACAAAUGUGAAGAGUGUGGAAAAAGUUUCCGUGGAAGAACUGUGCUUAUUCGGCACAAAGUAAUACACACUGGGGAGAAACCGUAUAAAUGUGACGAAUGUGGCAAAGCCUUUGGCCGAUGGUCAGCUCUUAAUCAACAUCAGAGACUUCACACAGGAGAGAAACACUACCACUGUAAUGAGUGUGGCAAAGCCUUUAGCCAGAAAGCAGGUCUCUUUCACCAUCUCAAGAUCCACACAAGAGACAAACCUUAUCAGUGUAUUCAGUGUAAUAAAAGUUUUAGUCGGCGUUCAAUACUUACUCAGCAUCAAGGAGUUCACACUGGGGCAAAACCCUAUGAGUGCAACGAGUGUGGAAAAGCCUUUGUUUAUAACUCAUCUCUUGUUUCUCAUCAGGAGAUCCAUCACAAGGAAAAAUGCUAUCAGUGUAAGGAAUGUGGGAAAUCCUUCAGUCACAGUGGCCUUAUUCAGCAUCAGAGAGUCCACACUGGGGAGAAACCCUACAAGUGUGACAUAUGUGAAAAAACCUUUAUUCAGAGGACAAGCCUUAUAGAACAUCAGCGAAUUCACACUGGAGAGCGACCCUAUACAUGUGAUAAAUGUGGGAAGGCCUUUACUCAAAGAUCAGUCCUCAAUGAACAUCAGAGAAUCCAUACUGGAGAGAGGCCCUACAAGUGUGAUGAGUGUGGGAUUGCCUUUCGAGGAAUUACCAGCCUCAUUCAGCAUCAGAGAAUCCACACUGGGGAGAAACCCUACCAAUGUGAUGAGUGUGGCAAAGCCUUCAGACAGAGGUCAGAUCUUAGUAAACACCAGAGAAUCCAUAAUAGACGUGGUACCUAUAAAUGUGAAGAGCAUGGGGAAUCGUUUAGGCAAAACACAGCUCUUAUUCAACAUCAGACUGUCCAGAAAGGAGAAAAAUCUAUUUCUAUGUGAUGAUUACAGGGAAAAUAUCUUCAUAUUGAGUAUAGGCUGGAGAGAAAUACUAGCUUUGUAAUGAUUUGGGGCAAAACUUCAGUCACUAUUGCUGAAAGGAAACCUCAGCUAUUUUAUAAAGAACACACCAUGUACCACCUAUUUUAUUAGGUACUGUGGGGAACAAGAAGCAUAACACAGAUUCCUUCUCUCCAAAAGAGUUCACAACCUAAUUUGGGAAAAAUAUGAUCCACAUAUUUGUUUAAAUAAAACUAUAGGACAGUAGAUUGAUGCUCAAGGUAGUAUAGGAUUAAAGUGGCACUUGAGAGACAGAGUGCUACAGAUUUUGAAGGACAAUUCACUGUUGCCUUGGGUGAUCAGGAAAGAUUUUAUUGAAGUCAGGAACCCUUGAAGGGUUAUCUGGGUGGAUUUUGAAAUCAUCAACAAUAACAGGAGGCAGGAUGUAAAGGAAGAAUAUGAAAGUGAAGAAGGUCCAAAGUAGGAGUAAUAGCAUGGUAGAAGUAUUUUGUGUAAAAAUCAAAUGAUGAAUCAUGAAGCAGUAGCUCAAAAAUGGCAUUAAGGUUGAGAAUAAGGUUGCCAGGCUUCUCUUUUCUAAUUGAUUCAAGGUAAACAAAACAGUGAGUUUUUAAGGCAAAAAGUACCUUGGAGAACCAAGUUUCUAAAGCAAUGAAAAGUAAAGUGAGCUUAAACAUGGCUUUGGAUGAAAAGGUGAUCUGACAAUCAAAUGGGUGUUCCAGAGAGUGCAGUAGAAAGGGCUGCCAAGGGAAGAAAGGGAAAAAACUUAAAAUGUAAAAUAGGAAAGGACAAUGAGCAGAGCUCUGAAUUUGAGAGAUCACAGCUUUAUGGUGAGGCUGCAGAUGGAAAGCACUGAGCUCUAAGAACUUGGAAAAGCUCUGCAUUCCUGUACUCAGUACAGAAGUAACCUCUUUUAUCAAAAGCCAGAACUUCUUACCAAUUACACCCAGAAACAUUCAGAACUAGAGAGGAUCCUAAGAAAUUCAAAUUUAAAAAUGAUGAACUGCUGGAGGUGCUAUAGUGAGAAUUUUUCAUUGUAAAGGAUGCUUAUCAAUAGUAGAAUUGUGAAAGUGAGGACAAAGUCGUUAUUGGACAUCUUUUGGAAUCGUGAAAAAGAUUUAUUAAUAAUAUAUAAUAUUUAUUAACUGCUUACUAAGGACCAGAUAUUGCUAAAUGUUUUAGUUGCAUUAUUUUAUUUUUAGCUAGGAAAACUGAAAUUGAUAAAUUAAAGCUGCACAUGGUCACAAAAUUUGUAUGUGGUGGAGCCAAGAUAUGAACCCAAGCAGACCAAUUCCAGAGCCCAUACUUUUAAUCUCUGUGAUACAUGUCCUCUGUUUAUUUCAGUUGAAUGAACCACUUGUUGCAGUGGUAUUCUAUGUCUUCAGUAAUUCUCUGUAGAAACUUUUCAACUCCUACCACUUCUCUGUAGCAAAACUCAGAGCACUGGGGUCUAACCAAAGGUAAUAUCAUCCUCCUCUCUGCCUACCAAAUCUUGAGUGAGAUUUGGCCAGUGUAAACAUCAGCCCUAAUUCUUAUUGCCUGCAAAAUGAGGGUGUCCUCAGCAAACAUUCCAUUUUAAAAAUUGGUUCUUUAUGUGAAAGGAACACCCUCCUGACUUAUAACCAUGAUCCACUCUCUCUGUUAUUCUGGCUGUGACAUAGGAUAUUUGGCUGUUUUGUCUAAUACAUAUCAUAAUGAUUUAGAGAUAUAUCCCCAAGUAUUAAUAACCUGUUAUGGCCCUAUCUUCAAAAAGAGUUUUAUUCUAAGUGAUGUUAUAUUUGUUGCUAAUACCACUUUUGGGGUUAAAAGAUAACCCAUUUAUAUGUUUUAUAUAAUAUAUAAAUAUAUUAUAUAAAAUAAUUCUUUUAUUUGCUUAAGAUUUACCUCUUCUGUGGUUCAAAUUGUUCCCUUCCUGACUCCACAAGGCUGGAAUUUGAGCAACAAGUCCUUCCCAACCUAGGGAUAAGCAUUUGAUAGCCUUUAAUUGAAUCUCUUCUCAACUUUAAUCCUUCCACACUGAAAAGUUCUCAUACCACAGCCCUUCCAGCAGUUCAUCAUUUUAUUUGAAUUUCUUUGGAUAUUCUCAUUCCAGAUGUUUCUGGGCAUAAUUUGUAAAGAGUUCUCACACAGUAUUUUUAUUCAUAUAGAACAUUUUAAUAUAUUUAUGUGUAUAUAUGUUAAUAUAUAUGUAUGCAUAGGCAUGUGUUAUGUAUGAUAUGUAAUAUAUUGCAUGUAUAAUAUAUAUUGAUUUUAUAUAUAUAAUUUGAUUUUUACAAAGCCAAGCAUUGUAAAUGCUAACUUCUCUGUUGAUUAGCUCCCUAGUUCACAUUGUAAGAUUGUCAUUGAGAGCCAGCAGGAAAACAGCAAUUUUCUGUUUCAUGGAAACAGUUGAUUCUCUUCACUCAAAUUAAAAAGGACAGGUUCUGGGUCUGAAAAUCCAUCUUUCAAGGCUCCCAGAACUUUCACCCACCACAGUUUAAGGUGAUCUUUGAGGGGUAUGUCUGUUUGCCGCUGCCAGUCAUCUUCCUAGGCCAGAGGUUCCAGGAGCACUCCUACCUGGAGGCCAUUUGGAACCUCUAAUUUAUGCUUAAAUCUUCAUUAUUCCUCUCUAUGCUUGUCAUGUAUGUCCUACUUUUUGAUCUAGUGCCUCAGUUCUGUUUACUUCAGUGAAGGCUUUAGGAGUAGGUGUCUCCCCAUUUAUCCCUGAUAAAGAACAAGGCAACUUAGGGAUUCUUUACAGCAUCUGGUACCCAGAUACCUUUUUUAUUCCUGAGGCAGAGCUUAAUAACAUGGCUUCAAAGUCAGAUUCUGGGUUCAAAUCUCAUUUUACCACAACUAGCUGAGUGACUUUGGGCAAGCAACAUAACCUCCUAUGACUCAGUCUAUAGCAGUAAUGAUAGUACCUACUCAUUGGGCAAUUAUGUGGAUUAAAUGAGUUAAGAGAUAUAAAGUGCUUAGAACAGUACUUAGUAUAUGGUUAAGUACUUUGUAACUGUUACUGUUUUGAUUAUUACUGUGGGCUCUCUCAAAUACCUUGGCUUAAGAUGCCCUGGCCCCAUGCCAGAAGACACUUGUAACUGUGCUACAGGUUUCCCAGGACUGUUGCAUAGUCCGUCCAGCCUUGGGAUAAAAGCUCUCAUUCGGUUCUGCUUUUAACUUUAUUUCCCUGGGUACUGAUGAACAGUACCUGGCAAGGCACAAAUAUCGCCCAAGCUGGAAGGGAGAGAUUUCCUUGCCUUUCAUCUCCACUUCCAUCAAUUAUCAGAGAUAACCAGGAGCCCACAGUUUUCUCUAUAUGUCUUUGGAGCGGCUUUUCUGAAGUUCUGCAUCCUGAAGGCGGAUUCCUGGCCUGGCCUGGCGCUCACGGAGCGCUGGUCCCUAGGCUUACCUGAGGACAGCCAAAGCCAGCGCUGUUCAGCAGGGGCGGGGAUACUGCCAGGCAACCACAGAGAGAGAAAAUCCUCCAGGAUCCCAGAGAAAAUCAAAGGCUAAGGCUGCUGGUAACAGUGGUGGGCCAUUCUGGCCUUUGUAGAGUACAUUUAGAGGUGAUGGUGGUUGUAGGUUUGUGGAUUCUGGGUUUGAACCUGGUGUCCAGUCAACCUGGUGAAUUUGGGAUCUGCUGAUUGGGAGGAGUAGGGGAAAGUUAAGAAUGGCUUCCAAGUUUUGAGCUGAGGUACCAAGAAACUGGGGCUGUUAAAGAGGAAAGUUUGGGUUUCUGGUUUGGGAAAAGGUAAGUUUGGUUCAUGUGGGGGGUUGUGUUCAUGACUUUCCCAAGAGUAGUUGAUGCUUGGGUGCAAGGAAAGAUGUAAAGUACACUUACUGGUUGUAUGACUUUGAGCAAAUUACUUAAUCUCUCUGUGCCUCUAUGUCAUGUCAGUGGGAAUUAUGAAAGUAUCUAAUUAAAUGAGCAAAUACAUAGUAAAUAUUAAAUAAAUAUUAGCUGUUAGUAUUUUUUUUUCUCAUAUCUCAUGUCCUUUUCGUCUCCCUGUCAUUUAUAUGGGAUUUCUCUGAAGGGAAAGAACAGAAGGGAAAGGGUUGCUGGUCUUUCUCUCAAGGAACGUAUACAUUUAGGAACUAAAAGACUUCAUCAGAUGAAGCCAGCUAACAGUUUGCAAAGUCACUCCCACUCUGUCUCUUAAUUUAUUUAGCUUCUUGAUAUAGUUUCUUUUUCAUUUAGUACACUGUCCAGGUAAGUGAGUUCUUGGGUAAAAGAGCUAAACAAAAUUUAGAGUUUCUUUUAAU
Choloepus didactylus (southern two-toed sloth) is the source of this 6325-nucleotide messenger RNA. It is a transcript of the gene ZSCAN12, whose product is annotated as zinc finger and SCAN domain containing 12. Gene Ontology annotation, biological process: negative regulation of transcription by RNA polymerase II; regulation of cytokine production; regulation of immune system process. The record is from RefSeq and is a predicted model, not a curated record. The coding region runs from base 206 to 2068 and encodes 620 amino acids. The transcript has 4 exons. NCBI's taxonomy places the organism in Eukaryota, Metazoa, Chordata, Mammalia, Pilosa, Megalonychidae.